Uloborus diversus is the source of this 2160-nucleotide messenger RNA. Its product is annotated as transmembrane protein 205-like. NCBI's taxonomy places the organism in Eukaryota, Metazoa, Arthropoda, Arachnida, Araneae, Uloboridae. The coding region runs from base 40 to 741 and encodes 233 amino acids. The transcript is spliced from 4 exons. The record is from RefSeq and is a predicted model, not a curated record.
AUCGCUUUUUAUCAUUUUCUUGAAUUCUGUGUGCUACUUAUGUGGGCUUGCUUUCUUAAGUCAUUAAACAUGAGGAUACCUUCUCAAUUUAGCGUGAUGCCUCACCGCAUCCACAUUUCGUUGGUCAUCAGUCUGUCGCGGUGCACGAACCUAGCCACGACACUGGCCUUCUUGUACGCUUCUUUCCUGAUGCUCACAGCUGGCAGCAGGACGCCGUCCACAUCGUGGUCCUGCACCUUGUUGUACCUGGCAUCCUUCGCUACGCACUUUGGAACACAAAUAUGGAUGACUUUCAUAUCAGGUAUCGUGCUGUUUUUCAAACUUCCCCGAAAAAUAUUUGGACUUGUGCAGAGGCAUCUCUUUCCGAACUACUUCCUCUUAAACUCCGUCCUAGGGUUCCUAACUUUGUGGAUAUUUAUCUUGCAGAAUCCAGAAUCUAUAACACAAAGAUGGGCUUUGGCAAUAUGUUUCCUCUGUGAUUUGUCCGGCAUGAUGUACAUAGUGCCAGACAUGAUCGAGACAAUGACGGAGCGGGCAAAACUAGAAGAAGCAGCCGGAAUCGGACAGGAAGUUGUAGGUCGCUUUACGCCCACAGAGAAGCUGAAAUCCUGCCCUGGAUACUCAGCACUGCACGCAAGGUUCAGGAGAUUCCAUGGUCUUUGCGCCAUAGUGAACAUGCUAGCCAUGGUGUGUAACAUGAUACAUAUGUACCAUCUAGCUUGCAAGCUGAUAGACCGGUGAUGGAUGAACUAGUGGACUUCAGGUAGCACCAACACGGAAACAGUCUCUCUAAAGAUUGACUCAUGAAGAAAACCGGUGAUGGACCAAGAUUCUAAGGCCGAAGGAAUCUUCCACGAGAAGCUUCUUCGCCUGAUCCAGGAGAUAGAUCCGAGAAGGAAAGCACACACUUGUCAAUUUUUACAAGUGUCCAGCUGCUGGCACACAAUUGUAAUUCAACCCUCUUGUGGUACAACGAUGAAAGUUAAAAACCAAACAUUAUUGAUUGAAAUACAGUAAUGAUUUGUUUUGCCAUUCAGUUUUUUUAGUCUCUUUUUAUUUCAAUCUGAAAUUAAAUAAUUCUAAAUGUACUCCAGAGAACAGUCAGAAUUUUUUUUCUGGGUGUUAGCUCCCAAAAUACAAAAGAUUCUUUACAAGUAUAUUUUAUGUACACACCGCUUAACUUCAGUACGUCUUUUUAAUUUUGUGUGAAUUUCUGCAUAUGAGGCACCUACAGUUGGGGCAAACUUAACCUGGCAGUGUCGUGAUGCAGCGAUUAGGAUCUGCGAAGUCAUCAUUCACGCUACCAGGUUAGGUUUGCCCCAUCUAUAGAAGCAAAGGGGCGUAAAUGCUAAAUUUUGAGUUGGGAGAUUAAUAGUACAAGUGGUAGGAGAAACUCUCAUUUGUUUUGAAGCAAGAUAUAUCAAAGGUAUUCUUGACAGGGAGCUGCUAUACAGUAUGAUUUAGAAAAAAAUAACGUACAAUUAAAGUCUAUCAAGGGUAUGAACUUUGAAAGCGUUUUACUCAAAACUUAAAAAAAAAAAAAAAGAACAUUCACAUCCCUUUGCUUCUUACUGCCACAUAUCAGACGGAAUUCAAGCUAUUUACACAUGAGAAUAAGUUAUGAAGAGCCAUUAUAAUGCAACUUGUAAUAAAACGAUUCCAUUGUGCUAGAACCCAUUUAAGAUAUAGAGAGGAUAUUUUUCUUACAAUCAAAAUGGCUAAAAAUUAAAUAAAUGUUGACUAAAAUGUUUCAAAAGUAUUUUAAAUUAUUUCGUUUCUAUUUUAGAAACGUAUCUCAUUCUUUGCUGCCAGCUUACUAAUUUUGUAUUUCCAAACUUUGCUUCUGCAAAGUUCUGUGAAUUACAAAUUAAAUUAAUAAUACCAAUGUAAAAUAUAAUGGCGUAAGUGUAUAUUCUGGAAGAGGGAAAAUGUAAUAUAUCCUAGAUGUAUAUAAUGCUUUUAUCACAGAAAAAAAAAGCAAAAGCCAGCAGCCAUUUUCAGAAUAAGCAGAGAAACUUUUAUAUAUACACUUUUCAUUUCAUCACUAUCACUUCUCAUGUAUUUAUUGAAUUCAUUAACUCAUAUAUUUAUUGUUCAUUAGUCGAAGGUGCCCCGGAACAAACAAUUCCGUGAUCUUUGUGAUAUUUUAGGGUUUUACAA